GUGGUGAUAGACUCGGACACAUUGUUGUUGUGGCGGGCGGCUGAGGGAACACUGAGACCAGAGCUGAGGCAAAUACUGUCACUGUAUGGGUGGAUGAAUGAACAUUAUCCAGGAUGGGAGCCGGGUGGAGUGAAGUGGGAGUGGAAGGUGUGCCUCUAGAACUGGUGUAUCGUGUCCUUCGUCAUGUAUCUCUGCGUGACCUAACAACUCUCUCAGCCACCAGUAAAUAUCUUCGAAACCUUAUUGACGAAUCUCCUCUCCUAUGGUCUCAUGUGCAUACAAAGGAGCUGUGGCCUAAUAAGGACACAUGGCACUGGUUUGAGAGAGCAGCCCACUGUGGCAAUGUAGGAGCCAGCAUCAAGCUAGCUGUGGCCCUCCUCUACAGUGAAGGAGUGAUUUUGGGCAAACCAGUCCUCAAUGGAGAACUUGCUGUAAGAGUAUUUGAACGCCUUGAAACUAGUGGAACAUUGGGACCUCGGUUACAGCUGUGGCUGUUAUACCGUCCGCCAUGGGGCAGUCAACCACUGUGCUGUAAGCGCUAUGUACACAUACGGGUCUCACACAUUGCUCAAAUGACAGGCUGUCCGUGGGCCAUUAGAGUUUUAAGUCGUAUAUCAGAAGUUGUUGGAGAUGGUAGGAACCUUGCAAAUCCUCCUGAUGUCAACUGGAUCAAGAUUGCUGCACAGGGAGGAGACACACAUGCAAGACUCCUACAGUGGCGUUCUCGGUAUGAGAGACGACACCUUGAAGGGGUACUGGAUCCUGGAACAGAACUGCAGGCGAGUCGUGAGCUUCGAGAGCUUUGUCUCACGGGAUACUAUCCUGCUGUGCUUUUGCUCUCCCACUUCCUUGCAACUUCUAGGCAUCCGAGCAACCAAUGUUUCCCUGAGAUACGAGAGUUCCUACAAAACAGCCCACCAUCUCGCACUUGGUAUGCUCUUAAUUACCAGCGGCACGUGAGACCACACAUGCAUCAUGUAUUGGUGGAUUGGCUUUGUGAAGUUGCCACCAUGAAGCUUCACACCUCUCAAGUUUUACAUGCUGCAACACAGAUUGUGGAGGCCUACUUGAGUGUGGAACAAGUCGAGUGUAAUCAGCUACAACUUGUUGGCAUCACUGCCAUUCUUCUGGCCACCAGGUUCAUCCCAGGUGCAUCAAUGUUAACUAUCCGUGAAGCUUCCUGGAUCACUGACAACACUUAUUCUUAUAACCAUGUUGUACGUACCAUUGGGCACAUCAUGGCAGCUCUCAAGGCUAAUCUUGCCCUUCCCACCAUUCUAGACUAUGCAACAGUAUUGCUGGAAAGUGUAAAAGCCCCAACAAUAACUCAAGAGUGGACUCGAUUCUUGUGUGACUUGGCCACAACUUGUUCCUUCCCUCCAAGAACCACAGUGGCACAGAUUGGCAGCUCUUGUGUCUUGCUUGGUUACAUCUUAUCACGAUCGCCAUGGCCCAAUCUGCCCAUUAUAUCCGGCUUCACACAGUUCCAGUUACUCCAGCCUGCCUUAAUACUAUAUUGUAAAAAUUUUGACAUAGAGGAUAGUAAAUGCCAACGUCAUGGAAUUAUUGAUCGAUACAGCUUGGCAGCCUUUAGCACUGAACAAGUUGGUCUACUACCAGUGCUGCCCCUUGAAGACUUGUUAGCCUCUCUCUCCCUCUCUGAGAGUGAUUACCUCCGAUUGGUGACUUUGCCACCCAAUGUUCGAGAUGAUAUAAGAACUUCAAAGAUGGAUGCUGAUACUGCAAGUGCUACUGUAAUGUGUAGUGAAAGAAUGUACAGACCACAGCAGUUGCAAGUUGAAAAGCCACUUCAGCGACUUUUCUGCCAACAAGAUGAGCCUCUACAUCAGGAGCUAAAACCUUGUUUCAAGGGAACAAAUAAAGAGAUGGACUUUGUAUCAGUAGGAAAUAGCAGUGUGUGUGCCAGUGAUUGCUGGGCCGUCAUUGGAGGUACAGCUGAAGCAUCUUCGGGUGCACAUAUUAAGCCAGAUGACAGCAGGAUGGAGUACAGUAAUUGUGAUUUGACUCAGGAACCUGUAAGUGGUGAAAUUUCUCUUAUGAAGGAAACCUCAUCCUUGAGGACAGGUGUUUGUUCAGCUUUUGCAGGUGAGAGAGUAUCUUCCAGACCUUAUUCAUUAAAUGAGAAUAACUGUGGUAAUCUUGCAGCAGCAGUUCAUGCACAGGAACAAACAAGUAGUAAUGAAAUGAACCCUAAGCACAGACACUUUGAAUCUCCAGAUGAUAAAAUGACACCAAGUGAUGUGAUGCUUGACAGCCUUAGUGAAACUACAGAUAGUGAAGAAAAUUCAGACAUUUUACCCCCGACAUGUGAAGGCGGGGGGGCUAAGUACACGAGAGUCAAUCUUAAAAGAAAACUUGAAAAUGCGUCUGGGAGUGAAAGAUCAGAAAAAUGUCUAAUUUUGGAUGUUGGGAAUUUACAGUUGAGCUAAUCACAGUUUUUAUGGUUAUUAAACAUUAUUCCAUACCGUUUAGAAAAUUAGGGUCUUCCAGAUACUGUGUACAGUUUAAUGCCAUCCUUUUGGUCCAUGGUUUUCUUCUACUUAAUUUAUAAGUUGAGCCAUUCAUAGAUGUAUUUUCUGUCGAGUGAUUUCACUACCAGGAGGAAAAAAUUAUUCUUCUCUCUCUGCAUAAUAAUUGGAAUGUCAUUAUGUAUAUCAGUUGUUCUGGUAUUGUAUGCCAUGAAAGUCUGAAGGUGAUUUUUUAUAUGUAAGUUUGGGGUACUGUAAGGGGUGGUAAUAGAUGAAAUUCAAUUAAUACAGUAAUUAGAUUCCAUAUGCAGUUGAUGUUCAUUUUACUAGUUGUGGAGUAGAUAAACAACUCAUAAAACACCAGUGAAUUAAGUAUAGAUGGGAACAGUGGGUCAGCGAAACAAUAAUUGAAAUUUAAGAUCUAUAUUUAAAAACUCAGUUAAUGAUUGUAGAAAAAGGGUGAACCAAGUACAGAAGUUCUCGAGGGAAAUAAAGGAAAGUAAUAAUACAGUACGAAAUAUGAAGGGAAAGAGAUGAUUACAACCUUUUUCAAUUUGGCUAUUAAAAUUAAUGAAACAAAAAACAAAUUUUGUAUUUCUCAUAUUUUGUAUAAUAAAAUGGAUCAAAUAAGGGUGUCUCAGAAAAAUUUAUAUACACUGUCUUACAGAUUUUCAUGGUGAUCUCGUGAAUUUUUAUAUUACAGUAGCAACAUUAUCCUCGUGUGUUGGUGUUUGAGGAUAUCUACAAGUGAGGCCUUUAUUGCUGUUGUGAUACAAGCAUUCAUGUGAUCUAUGAUGUAUAUACCUUUUUUUAAGAUACCCUGUAUACAGUUUUGCAUUGUUCAACUGUGUGUAUCUAUUCACUAUAAAAGUUAAAAUAAUGCGAGUGAAAUUUGUACCUAAUUUUUCUCUUUCAUAAAAAGAUUGUUUGUGUGCACGAUCUCUGGUCAUUCCUCUGGUAACACGUGUUCCUAUCCUUCUUGACUGUAGCAAUUGGUUUUUUUACUAUGUGUCCAUUUUGAGCAGUUUACUUUUCUCCAAUCUUACUUUAACUUCGUAAUUCUUCACUAUAUUCUUACACUAAUUUCAACAUAUUGUAUUCAUCAUACUCUCUCAUACUUUCACCCGAGAGAUUAUCAAUUGACAUUUUCAGUUCUCAUGCCUUUUAUCAUAUUAUUUUUAUUCUUUACACUGAUACUUGUCUUGAUUUUGCUAAUAUAGUUUAGAUUUUUCAUACCUGCUUCUUUUUUCCCCUACUUUAUGCACUUUGGUCUGAAGCAAGAGUACAUACUGUAAAUACACACACACACAAUUUCACUUCAUUUGUUGUCAUUCAUUCAUUCUUAUUGCUUUAAAAGAUGUGGUACACCACUUUCACAAUAAGGUCCUAAAUAUCCAUCUGAUUUACUCCAGUCACUUCAUACAAGCCAGCAUCAUGCAUUAACACCAUGUCCUCCCCCAAAAUCACCUUUUCUAUACUCUCUGCAGUCUUUGCUCUUUUACUCAUGUUUCUGGUUCCUGGAUUUCUAUCUCCCUUAGGUGUCUCACUUCAAUUGCAUUCUUCACCCCAGCCAUUCAUCUCAUUCUCAUUGCACUCUAUCUCUCAUAUCAUUCACCUCAAACAGGCACAUAUUUUAUUAAUCUUUCUUUCACUUCCCAUCUUCUAUGUAUGUCCAUAACACUAGAGCAGUUCCUAAUCUGUUCACUGCUUAACACCCCGUUUACUUGCACAUCUCCAUAUUUCUUGUUGUUUGCAUCCUGUUUACUUCACAUGUUGCUCUCAAGCAUGUUAUAUUUGUCUUCUAAUCUUUCUCUCUCAUUCUCUUACUUUAGACAUCACUCCCAGAUAUUUGAAAAAUUCAUCUUCCAGUCUAUCUCCAUUUAAACUAACAAAUUUCUCCUUGUAUUCCUUCCCUACUUAUUUUUAGGAUCAAUGUGGAUACACUACAUACUGAGCCUUUGGUACACAAGGAGGCAAUGUUGGGGGCACUGCACUCGACCACCUUAACUUCACCAACCCAUAAAGUUAGGUACCCAUUUAUAGCUGGGGGGACUGGGAGUGCCCUUGGAUGAAAUCAGCAACCCUAAGACAGGAGCUGAGCACUGUAUCAACUCAGGUACCAUUCUCCUUAUUGUACACAUAAGCACAUUCAGAAAGAUUUGUAGUGUCACCUGUAAACAACAGCUCACACACUUGUCAACAUUUUUUAUCAUUAUUUACUAGAACUAUACAUGAGCCUAUAACUCGUGCUGUCACCUCAUUUACUACCUCAUCCAUGAAUGUAUUAUAUAAUCCUGGUGUAAUUAUAUACUUUUCAUGUACAGGACUCAUUCUAAUUUCACUGGGAACCAUUUUCUCUCUUCUGGACAAACUUUACCACAGACUUCUUUUUUAAACUUUUUUCUUUGCAUUCUUUAAAAUAUCAGUGAGGAAGUGUUUUUAGAUUAUUGGAACAUCAUAAAACAACUUGUUCAAUGAGUAGAUAAUCAAGAUUUGGGUGUGUUGCUGCUGGUAGAUUAUUAUGGUGUUGACCUGGUAAAGAAAUGUGAAUGUGGUUUAAAUGAAAGAAGAAUUUAUUUUGCUACAUAAGAGAGUAAUGACAUUAUAUUUGAAAAAUGAAUUGUUGGAACCUGUAUUAGAACUUGAGUCACUUAUGGGUAAUCGUUUCAAAAACAAGUACAGUACAGGUAAUUUAGUAAGAUUGUGUAGUACUCUAGUACUAAACCAUUGGUGUAGAGGAAGGAACUUCUCUUACUUCCCUAUGGUGAAAAUUUUAGAUUUAAAUUUUAUCUGUUGAUUGGAAAUAUGUUUGGAUUAGUGCACAAUAGCAACAUAUUUUAUAGAGCAUGUGUGAUUAGGAAUGAGCAGAAUUCACACACAGCAAUGAUCAUGAGAUGCAAGUUUAGAUAUUUUAUUGGGUGAAAGACUGCUGUGCUAAGUUGGUUUAGUUACAUGUAGGUACUGCAGUAGAUGCAGAAAAUCUUCCCCCUAAAAUUAGUUAGGUCAUCAAAAACUACCCGAGAGGAUUGAUAAUAAUGAUAUACUGUACACACAAGGAGUGUAAUAAUUUAUAAAAGUGCAAUGUGCUGUAUGAAAUGAAGUGCAAGAUUUUGAAUUAGAUACAUAGCCCAAUAUAACUAACAUAGUAGUAUACAAUUUUUGGUUGUGUUAAUCAGCUUUGUAGAUGACUGAAAGGACUAAAUAACGUACAUGAGAGAAUUUUACUCCCACACCUCUGGCCUAGUUAUAACUUGUGCCCCUCUCUGUACAUCAGGUCUCUACAUGCAAUACACCUCAGUAAUGCAACUUGUGACCAAUGCAACCAUGAGAUAUUGUGUCUGGGUAACUAAUUUAGUGAGGAUUGAAUUAUCAUUUCUAUUUAGUCUGUGUGGUCCACUUCUCUUAUUGAGAGAUUUUACUGUGCUUGCAUAUGGAACAAGAUAUCCUGCUACCGAAUUUGAGGUAUGUGAUCAAAAAUUUAUUGUGCUGUAAAUGUGAUAAGAAAUUUUGUUUGAUUGACAAUCUUAUAGAUAUACAGUGAUAUCCUCGUUAGCCGGAACAAUUGUUGCAAAGCACUUCCGGGAAUGAGACAUUUCCGUUUAACGAGACGACUCAAAGCCGGAAAAAAUCCCCCAUCCCCGGAACUUUCUGGGUAGCGGGAAAAUAUUCUCGGAAGUUUCAGAAAAUGUCCAUUACAUCAUCCCUCAAUCCCUGAAAAAUAUCCCUCAUCCCCGGAAUUUUCCGGGUAACGGAAAAUUUUUCUCGGAAUUUCCAGAAAAUGCGUCUGAUUUUCAUCUCUCAAACCUGGAAUAAAACUCCCCCACCCCUGGAAUUUUUCUCAGAAUUUUCUGAAAAAUGUGCCCCUCGGAAAAUCUUUUCUAAAACCGUAAUUUUCCGGAAAAUUACGGCUUUGGGAACUAUUUUAUGAGAAAAUUUAAAUUCCUGCUAUCAGAGAGUCCCGUGUUUGAGGGAUUUCGGCUAACGGAGAUAUUACUGUACCUGUAUUAGUGUAAGGAAAUGAGAAUGUAUUUGUAUAACUAGUAUGAGUAAACCAGUCAAAUGCAGCAAACAGGAGAUGCAUUUAAAAAUACAA
Homarus americanus (American lobster) is the source of this 6582-nucleotide messenger RNA. RefSeq names its product cyclin-F-like. Bases 114 to 2450 code for a protein of 778 amino acids. Lineage: Eukaryota; Metazoa; Arthropoda; Malacostraca; Decapoda; Nephropidae. Gene Ontology annotation, biological process: regulation of cyclin-dependent protein serine/threonine kinase activity; mitotic cell cycle phase transition. The record is from RefSeq and is a predicted model, not a curated record. The transcript is spliced from 12 exons. Gene Ontology annotation, molecular function: protein binding; cyclin-dependent protein serine/threonine kinase regulator activity. Gene Ontology annotation, cellular component: cytoplasm; nucleus; cyclin-dependent protein kinase holoenzyme complex.